AUAUGUUCAGUGACAAACAAGAAACCACCUCAAGCAUCUAUUACGAAGGUGAAGCAAUUCGAAGGCUCUACAUCUUUUGUGAGGAGAACUCAGUGGAUGCUCGAGCAGCUUCGCCAGGUCAAUGGUAUAGACCCUAAUCGGGAUUCCCCGGAAUUUGAUUUACUAUUUGAAAAUGCUUUCGAUCAAUGGGUAGCAAGCACAGCUUCAGAAAAAUGCACGUUUUUUCAGGUUCUACAUCACACUUGUCAGCGAUAUCUUACAGACAAGAAGCCAGAAUUUAUCAACUGCCAAUCUAAAAUUAUGGGAGGAAACAGCAUACUCCAUUCGGCAGCAGACAGCGUGACAAGUGCAGUACAGAAGGCAAGUCAGGCUUUGAAUGAGCGUGGUGAAAGGCUAGGUCGAGCAGAAGAAAAGACAGAGGAGCUGAAAAACAGUGCUCAGCAGUUUGCAGAAACUGCACACAAGCUUGCCAUGAAGCACAAAUGCUGA
Molecule: messenger RNA, 489 nt
Organism: Leptosomus discolor (cuckoo roller)
Lineage: Eukaryota; Metazoa; Chordata; Aves; Leptosomiformes; Leptosomidae
Source: RefSeq, a predicted model, not a curated record